This is a messenger RNA of Drosophila obscura, 266 nucleotides long. RefSeq names its product bomanin-065-like. The record is from RefSeq and is a predicted model, not a curated record. The coding region runs from base 60 to 182 and encodes 40 amino acids. Lineage: Eukaryota; Metazoa; Arthropoda; Insecta; Diptera; Drosophilidae. Gene Ontology annotation, biological process: defense response. The transcript has 2 exons.
GCAACCAAACCAGCCGAAGCUCUCACAGUUGAGACUAGAGUAUUGCUCUUAAUAUUAAUAUGAAGUGGAUGUCUAUGGUCUUCGUUUUGGGUCUGUUGGCUUUGGCCAGUGCAUCCCCGCUGACGCCGGGAAACGUUAUAAUAAACGGAGAUUGCCGUAAUUGCAAUGUGCAUGGGGGCUAAUGUGGAGAUGAUGAUGAUAAUGAUGUGUGAUGCAGUGGAUGGAAUGGCCAAGCGAAUAGCUAAAUAAACUGCACCAGAAAUUAA